Molecule: messenger RNA, 3962 nt
Organism: Galleria mellonella (greater wax moth)
Lineage: Eukaryota; Metazoa; Arthropoda; Insecta; Lepidoptera; Pyralidae
Product: choline/ethanolamine kinase
Exons: 9
Coding region: 143-1588 (481 amino acids)
Biological process (GO): CDP-choline pathway; phosphatidylethanolamine biosynthetic process
Cellular component (GO): cytoplasm
Molecular function (GO): ethanolamine kinase activity; choline kinase activity
Source: RefSeq, a predicted model, not a curated record
UUCACAUUUCUGAUGCUCAGUACAUAAUUUUAUGUCUGCGUGUACUGUCGUGUGUCUAGUGAUAAAUCAUCGGUGUAUUUUUGUAACUCAAUUGUUAAAAUACAUAUAUUUCUAUUGAAAGUAGUGAGAACACUUAAUUAAAAUGGCCAAGAAACUGCAGAUGUGUGGGAAUGAGGAGGAGAUGAGGGAAGUGGCCGGUAGGAUCUGUAGGAACUACCUGCACGGUGCUUGGAAGAGUGUGGACCCUUCACAGCUGGUGUUCAGGCGAAUUAGCGGUGGUCUGUCCAACUUCCUGUACUACGUAGCGCUGCCGGACGACGCGAGCAAGCUGGGCGGGUACACGCGGCGCGAGAGUUCCCCGGACGCGGAGCCCGACGGCGAGCCGGAGACGCUGGCCAGCCGCCUGGCCAAGAAGAACCUCGCCAGGUCCAACUCGUUCAGUAUCGAGGAGCCUAAGAAGGUACUGCUGAGGAUAUAUGGACAAGUGCACGGCGAGCGGGCGAUGGACGCGAUAGUGACGGAGUCGGUCAUAUUCACGCUGCUGUCGGAGCGGCGGCUCGGGCCUAAGCUGCACGGCGUCUUCUCCGGCGGCAGGAUUGAGGAGUAUAUCCCUGCCAGACCACUCCUAUCUAAAGAGCUGUCCGAUCCGGCGAUUUCAAUGAAGAUUGCUGAAAAAAUGGCAGCCAUACAUUCCAUGGACGUGCCCCUAUCAAAGGAGCCUAAUUGGCUAUGGAAAACCAUGGCGAAAUGGCUGAAGACUGUCAGAGAGGAAAGACUGUCGAGCACCAAUCACGGAAAAAAUGAACAAGAACAACAAGUAAUCAAGAAGUUGAAGAGUGUGGACUAUGAGAAAGAGAUAGAAUGGCUCAAGAAAUUCAUAGCUACCAUAGACUCCCCGGUCGUGUUCUGUCAUAAUGACAUGCAAAAAGGCAACAUCCUUCUUCUAGAAGACGUAGUCCAAUCUACAGGUGAUGAGGACGUUUCUGUAUACGUUCAGACGUACGAUACGGAUUCACCGAAAUCCAACAAAGAGAAUAACCAUACGAAGACCAGUUUCGAGACAAUGACACAGUACGAAGACCAAAAUACUUCUGACAGCAUCAUUAGUCACAUGUCGGAUAGCGGGGAGCCUAAACUGGUGCUCAUAGACUUCGAGUACUGUGCAUAUAACUACAGAGGGUUCGAUAUAGCCAAUCAUUUCCAAGAGUGGAUGUAUGAUUACAAUAAUCCAGAGUAUCCAUUUUAUGAUGAGGUUCUGGAGAAUUACCCCACUUUGGAGCAGAAGGAAAUCUUCAUUAAAGAAUAUCUGAAGCAUUACCAAUCAAACUUAUCGGACGCCAAGGACACGACGCCCUCUAUUGACGAUGUGAACCAGCUGCUGUCUGAGGUGGACGCGUUAGCGCUCGCCACGCAUCUCUUCUGGAGUCUAUGGUCUAUGGUGAACGCAUCUAAGAGCAAUAUACCUUUUGGCUAUUGGGAAUACUCAUUAUCCAGGCUAGAGACGUACCUCAGACUCAAACAGGAGGUAAUAAAGAAAGAAAAAUUUAAUUUCCCACAAAAGAGGAAAAUCUACGAAGUCGACAUAUGAGAAAAAUAUGCGACACUCACUAUAUAAGUAUCCUGCUCCACUGGGAACGAGAGAAAGAGAUCGACGAUAACCUCCAAACGGGAAAUGGGAAAUGGCAACAAAAAAAAAAACAACAACAAACGCAACGUUCUGUAAUCUGUAUACACUCUCAGUGAAACUCGACGAUUUGUACUUGUAAUUUAUUUAACAAUAAUGCCUAGUUUUUAAGUUGUAAAUUGAAAAAUUGUAUUUAAAUAAUUACUUAUAAAUAUUUGUAUCGCAAUUGUUAAAAUAGUUUAUCAAGCAUUCUUAAGUUUUGCAUUUGUAUGAUUUACAAAUCACAGGUUAAUAUUGCCGUAUGAGAUUUUACACGUGUAGGUAUGGUCACAUCUGGAUAUUUAGAUGGAUACUCAUUUCCACAUAGUGGAAUGCGGACGACAUGUCAAUUUGUCCAUAAUAAUUAUAUAUACAUGGCGUUUUUAAUAUCUACAAAUGACGGUUAUCAAUAUUUCAGUCUAAGGUUAAAUUUCUACACGCUAUCUCCUAAACACCUCUAUUCGUAUCUGUCACUACUUGUAACUUACAUAUCAAAUGUUACUUAUUAACUCUUACAUUUUAUUUCAAAGGCUACGACUUUAGCGCGUUAAAAAUUUAUUUAUAGGCAAAUAAAAAAAUUAUAAACUGCACUGUGCUGACAUCUUUAAUUAAAGCUAUAGAUGAAACAUUUUUUAAACAUUUCUAUUAAUAUCUUGAGGGUAACCUAAAUUUAUUCGCGGCAACAAAAGUCUAUCCAUAGACAAUCUGUUUUGUUUCAAAUUCUGUUCGUUGUAGCAAUGUGCCAGGUGACAGAUGACAUUUUACUGUAAAUGUACUGUUGAGAUUUUUGGAGUUAAAAAGUUAAUUAUUAAGUUUAUAAUGUUACUGAACUUUCUCACUAUCAAUUGGUAGUGUAUUGACGCCGUAAAUUAUGUUUUAAUAAUUUGUUUCGUGACUUUAAUGACCUGUCACCCGUACUGUGCUACAAUGUACAGAGUAUAGUGCAAUUUGUGUUUGUACAGUGUACUUAACAAUGUUUAAGCAAAAAAGUUUAAGCGUUAGACAUAAGAUCUAGUCCAAUGUAAUUGUUCGUAUCUUAGCAUCUAAUACGAUCUAUCUAUCUAUCCUAUUUAAGAGCUGCACUCUUGUCGGUGGAGCUCUCGCCACUCACUACGAUUUUCAGCGAGUCUCUUCACCUGUUGAUACGACAUGACACCAACUCCUUCCUUGAUCUGCCUGAUGUAACUGUCUCGGUCUCCCUCUCCCCCUCCUUCCUUCUAUCUUGCCUUCUAUUAUAAUGUUCAUAAGUUCGUCGUGUCGUAUCAAGAGUCCCAACAUUUUUUCCCUUCUGUACUCGAUAGUUUUUAUAAUUUGUCUUUUUUUCUAAUAAGAUAUGAUUAUAUUAUAAAAUUACAUAGAAAAAAAAAAUUCUAUGUAGACUGAAUACAAAAGUAAAGCACAUAUAACUUUUUCUAUAAUUUUGUUCACAAAUAUUAGGAUAAAAUUAUCCUAUGUGAUAGUAAAAGACAUGGUAAAUUUAUUACUAAAAAAUUUCAAAUCUAACAAACAUGAUUAGCAUCCAUACAUCUUUAUAUUCACAUGUAUGUAUGAAAUUGUAUUUACUCGAAUAAAUAAAUUGCAUUACAAUUAAAGUGAUACAAUACGUAGCCAUACACAGUAGAUAGGUAAUACUACGAAAUCCAAUAAAUAUCCGAUGAUACACUGAUAUUUUUUUCGUUUCGUAUCUGUGGUCGACAUUAGCUACGCUCGCGACUCCGUUCGCAUUUAUUAUAUACCCUCUAUCUAUCUAUUUAUAUUUUAUUUCCAUUAAUUUUUGUAUAGCAUUUUCCAUACUUUAUUUUUUACGCCAUCUAAGUCAGUACUUUGACAAAAAAAUUACUUUAAAUGUGUAAAAAUUUAAACCCCUUUGGGUGAAAAGCGGGAUAGUUUUUAAAACUUAAAGACAUAUUUGACCCAUAUUUAGUUUUAUAUACUGUGAAAAUUACAUCCCAAUUAGUCCAGCCGAAUAGGAAAAAAAAAUGAAUGAAAAAGCAAUGCUUUCGUUUCGAUAUGUGUUAUAUAGGCAUAGACACAUUUAAUACACAGUUUUGGCUUUGUUACAUUUUUAUUUACAUAUAGUAAAAAUGAAAUUAUUUUCUGAAUGUGAUCACACCCAUUCCUUUUAUACGAUACGAACUUAGAAAUGUGAUUUUAGCGAUUAAGUUACUUAAUUAGUUCAUAAUAUUUCCAAAUGUAUUUGUGAUUGAACAUUUGUUAUGAUAAAUUAUAUAAAAAAUAAAAUAUAUUAAAAAAAAAUCGAGACAUUCCAUAAAGAAAAUAUAAGUUUUCGAAAACAUAA